This is a messenger RNA of Trichechus manatus latirostris (Florida manatee), 2626 nucleotides long. It is a transcript of the gene IL12RB1, whose product is annotated as interleukin 12 receptor subunit beta 1. NCBI's taxonomy places the organism in Eukaryota, Metazoa, Chordata, Mammalia, Sirenia, Trichechidae. The transcript is spliced from 16 exons. Bases 1 to 2085 code for a protein of 694 amino acids. Gene Ontology annotation, molecular function: cytokine receptor activity; cytokine binding. Gene Ontology annotation, cellular component: external side of plasma membrane; signaling receptor complex. The record is from RefSeq and is a predicted model, not a curated record. Gene Ontology annotation, biological process: cytokine-mediated signaling pathway.
AUGGAGUGGCUGGUGGCUAGGGUGGUCCUCCCUGUCCUCCUCCUCCUCUUCCCCAGGCAGACCGCCGGAGCCUGUGGAGCCAGCAGGUGCUGUUUUCAGGACCCACCAUACUCGCACACAGACUCAGGCUCGGCCUUGGGCCCCCGGGACCUGAGCUGCUACCGGAUAUUCAGUGCCGGCAGCUAUGAGUGUUCCUGGCGGUACGAGGGCCCUGCAACUGGGGUCAGCCACUUCCUGAGGUGUUGUGUCCGCCCUGGGCGCUGCUGCUACUUCUCUGUGGGCUCAGCCACCAGACUGCAGUUCUCCGAUCAGGACGGUGUGCCUGUGCUCCAUGCUGUCACGCUCUGGGUGGAGUCCCGGGUGGCAAACAGGACCGAGAAGUCGUCGGAGAUUUCGCUGCAGCUCUACAGCUUGGCUAAAUACGACCCUCCUCCUAGAGACAUCAAGGUGUCCAAGGCAGCAGGGCAGCUGCUCAUGGAGUGGAAGACCCCAGAUGGCCAGGAUAAUGCUGAUGUGCAGUUCCGACACCGGACGCCUGGCAGCCCCUGGAAGUUGGGCCACUGUGGACUUCAGGAUGAUACUGGCUUAGAGUCCUGCCUCUGCCCCCUGGAGAAGGAUGCUGCCCAGGAAUUUCAGCUGCGGCGGCAGCAGUCGCUCAAGUCUCAGGCCCCAGGAGGUCCCUGGAGCAACUGGAGCAGCCCUGUGUGUGUCCCUGCAGAAACCCCCCCACCGAAGCUCGAGAUGAAUUGCUCAGUGGAGCUGCUCCGCCCAGAUGGAAGGAGGCUGCUGACCCUGCAGGGGCAGCAGCCGCCUCAGCUGGAGCUUCCGGAAGGCUGCCACAGAACCACACCUGGUGCGGAGGCGACAUACAGCAUCCACCUGCACAUGCUGUCUUGCCCGUGCCAGGCCAAGGCCACCAAGACUCUGUCCUUGAGGAAAACGCUCAGACUCUCAGGAGCUGCCUACAAUGUGACUGUCAUUUCUCGGAAUCGCUUUGGUCCUGGCCUCAACCAGACAUGUCUCAUUGCUCCUGACAACCGCACAGAACCCAGGACUCUGAAUAUCAGUGUCGGAGCCAAGGGGACCACAAUGCGCUGGGCAGGCCAGGCCCAGGCCACGACAUACUGCAUUGAGUGGCAGUCCCAUGACCAGGACAGAAGCCGUGCCACCUGCACCCUAACGGUGCGCCAGGCCCUGGACGCGGCUGGAAUGGUGACCCACAGCUGGAGCCCAGCAUCAGGGGUAAUGGAGCAGGAGGGGUGUUAUCGCAUCACCAUUUUCGCCUCCACACACCCGAAGAAGCCCACCUCUUGGUCCACGGUCCUGUCCACCUACCACUUCUGGGGCAAUGCCUCGCGGGCCGGGACCCCACAGCUGGUCUCAGUGAAGAAUCAUAGCGCAAACUCGGUGUCAGUGCACUGGGCAGAGUCACCGCUGAGUUCCUGCCCCGGCGUCCUGAAGGGGCACGUUGUGCGCUUCUGGGAUGAGGACAGCAGCCAAGUGUCAGAGCGCGCAGUGAAUGCCACAGAGACGCAGGUCACCCUUCGCGGCCUGCGGCCUGGUACGACCUACACUGUGCAGGUCCGAGCAGACACGGCGGCAGGGCGAGGCGCCUGGAGCAAGCCACAGCAGUUUAGCACUGAAGUUCAGGUUUCACGUUUGGUCAUCUUCCUGGUGUCGCUGGGCAGCUUCGUGAGCAUCCUCAUCCUGGGCAUCCUCGGGUACUUCAGCCUGAACAGGGCUGCACGGCACCUGUGCCCGCCCCUGCCCACGCCCUUUGCCAGCACCGCUGUCGAGUUCCCUGGCAGCCAGGGGAAACAGGUUUGGCAGUGGACCAAGCAGGAGGGCUUCCCGGAAGAGUUGCCUCCGCAGGAGGCCCUGGUGGUGGAGACGUUCUGGGACAAAGGCGAGGGGACUGGACUGGACACGGCAGGGCCUCUCAAGGAGUCGCAGCUAGCCCCCGAGGCCCAGGCUGAGGCUCUGGGGCCCGGCGGACAGGACGGUCUGGCGGAGGGACGCCCACUGCUCUUGGGAGACCUAAUGCAGAGUCCCAGGCUCGGGGACCCUCAGUACAUCAAGGCCUGAGGGACAGGAAUACUAAUACCCUCGUCUUACAGACAGCGAGAUGCACUGACAGACGACGAUCACAGUCAUGAAGCCUGGUUGUUAAGCGCCUACUGCAUAUCCGGCCCCGAUCCAGCCAGACACUCUCAGGGUCCCUGACCCCACAGCCACCCAGUGAGGGGUACUGUGGUUAUCCUAUUUUACAGAUGGGACCACUGAAGCUCAGAGAGGAAGGCCACAUAGCCAGGGCAGGAGUCAAACGUGGGCCGACUGACCAGAGCCCCCCACACAGGCUCAGGCGCCCCCACCCCUCUGGCCUUCUCCGUGCAGCCCCUGCUGCGACACAUCCUGGGGCUGGAAACCCAAGCCACCACCCUAAAACGGAAGCUGUCGCAAGGGGCCCGGCCUGACAUCCGGGGGCGGGGACGGGCGCCGUCAUUGGUCCGCGUGGGGGCCGCCUGCUCAGUGUGGCAGGCAAAGCCGGGCUCGGGAGCACUGGAACGGGAGUCUAGGCUCAGGGCUCCCACCGCAUUGCGGGGUCUUGAGCCUAGAAGGAUCCAGG